This is a messenger RNA of Sceloporus undulatus (fence lizard), 1652 nucleotides long. It is a transcript of the gene TNIP3, whose product is annotated as TNFAIP3 interacting protein 3. Gene Ontology annotation, biological process: cellular response to lipopolysaccharide; regulation of transcription by RNA polymerase II. NCBI's taxonomy places the organism in Eukaryota, Metazoa, Chordata, Lepidosauria, Squamata, Phrynosomatidae. The coding region runs from base 219 to 1364 and encodes 381 amino acids. The record is from RefSeq and is a predicted model, not a curated record. The transcript has 12 exons.
UCCUCUCUGUGCUCUUUCAUUUUGAGUACUUUCGGUUUAAAAUCUGUAGGCUGUGCUUCUGUGCAAUAUGAUUAAGCAGUCUUUCAUCUGUGGAUAUUUUAGAAGUGGAUUUCCCUCAGUGUGACCUUUUGAGAAAUAUAUUUAACUGUUCAAAGCAUAUUGUUCUCUGAUUAAGGCUGUGGUUAUGUUAUCUAGAAGGACCAACUGGCAUACAGACUAUGAGUGACCCACAGCAACAUAAAACCAGCUUUGAAGAUUCUCAGAAGUUCCUAGAUGUGUAUACCAGGCGUUCAUCUGAUUCAGAUAGGUGCGAAAGUGUGGAACUUGAUGAUGAAAUCAGGAUUUUGAUAGGGAAAAACAGUACUUUGGAUUCCUCCAAGAAGCUGGAGAGCUGUUCCUGUGCCUUCAAAGCUUUUGGUAAACACAACACCCUUGUAUGUUCUGAAGAGAUGGAAGCAGACACGGAGAGCAAGAAAAGCUCAGACAAUCUCUUGGAGCAUAUGUUGUCAAAGAAGAUACCAAGAGAUGUGCUGGAACAACAAAUUGUUUCACUGGAAAAGCAGAAGCAGGAGCUUUUGGCAGUAAACAACCAAUGGGAUCAACAGUUCAGGCACAUGAAGCAGUGGUAUGAGAAAAAGGUCACAGAUGUAAAAGGGAAACUGGAAGCAAUGCUGAAGACUAUCAAGGAACUUGAACAAGAGAGGCACCAACUGCAGGAAGAAUGCAAAAGGCUGGAAGCCCUGACUUCAAAGAGGCUAGCACAGGAAAUGAGAGAGAGAAAAAGCCUAAAGGAAGAGAAUAGGCUUCUGAGAGAAGAAACUGCCUUAGCAAACACAAAGAAGAUGCAUUAUGAACGUGAAAUAAGUCGACUCAACAAGGCUCUUUUGGGUGCCUUGGAAAAUCAAACUACAUCUCCACAUGUACCAUCCCAUGUGGAUACAGUGGAUACAAGCUGCAGUGAAGAGGAGAUGAGGUUGCAAAUGGAAGUUCUCAUGCAACAGGUUCAAAUAUAUGAAGAAGACUUUAAAAAGGAAAGAUCUGACAGAGAGAGACUUAAUGCAGAGAAAGAAGCACUACAGAAAAUUAAUGCAAGAUCGCAAUCUCAGUUAAACAAACUAAAUUCCAAGAUUAAAGAUUUCCAAGAUGAAAAAGAACUACUACAGAAGCAAGUAAAGCAACAGGCCCAAGAUCUCCAAGCACUUGCAGAAAAGCAUGGCUUUCCAUAUCACUUGGCUUCCAACAUUAUAUGUCAUCCUUGUCUGAGUUGUAGGAACUGUGGAUUACAUCACUCUUAUCUUGAACCUCAAAUAACAUUGGUCUCACGUGGCAUUAGCCCAAAGCAACAAGAGCCCCCAGUAAGUUAAGUCUCCUGUUAGCUUUCAUUUCACAAAGCAGGAACACUCCAAAAUCCAACAGUUUGUAACCAUGAAGAUUCUGCAUACAUACUGUAAAUCAAAAUAAAGUAAUAAUGUAGAAACUGUUGAGGUAUAGCAUUUUCUACUUGGGAGCUGCUUCCACUGAACAAGGAAACUCACUUAAGCAAGUAACUCUGUACUAGUUUGAUCCUCCUCACAUGGAUGUUCUCAGGAGAAAGUGGGAAAGAAAGUGAACUAUGUGCACUUUCAGUUCGUUGGGAAAAAUUCAGGAUAUAA